AUGGGUGCAUUCAGACCCCCGUUUUCACGAACUGGGCGUCUUGCCACCGGGUCGAAUGGCGUCAGGAUCACCAUAAUCUCGGAGACAGCGAACAGACGCUAUGCUGAUCUGCGCCUUGGAAAUGCGAACUGCUUGUUGAUCCAACUGUUUAAGGCUGAGAGCAUCCUCCAACUCUCACAAUCUACGUAA
This is a messenger RNA of Colletotrichum siamense, 189 nucleotides long. RefSeq lists its product as uncharacterized. NCBI's taxonomy places the organism in Eukaryota, Fungi, Ascomycota, Sordariomycetes, Glomerellales, Glomerellaceae. The record is from RefSeq and is a predicted model, not a curated record. The coding region runs from base 1 to 189 and encodes 62 amino acids. The transcript is spliced from 2 exons.